Molecule: messenger RNA, 303 nt
Organism: Gongylonema pulchrum
Lineage: Eukaryota; Metazoa; Nematoda; Chromadorea; Rhabditida; Gongylonematidae
Source: the annotation of a GenBank genome assembly
AUGGUUCAUAAUGGCUAUGGUUCUUCCAAAAUAACUCUAACCGAAGCCUUAAAUGCAAUCAACGAAGCUGCUUUUGAGAGGACCAGGUAUCCGUUAUUCAUACGACUGGAACUCCAUCUCGAUAUUGAAUGGCAGCUGGUGCUUGUCAAUUUACUCUGCGAGGUUUUCGGAAAUAAGCUUUAUCGGCCACGCAGCGACCCCGUGGACUGGGUGAACGGGCAGCGCCGACCAACACCUAAAGACUUCCAGAUGAGGAUUAUUCUUGUGGUAAGUCUUCUUCUGAGCUAUGAAAGUGCAAUGUAA